Molecule: messenger RNA, 2865 nt
Organism: Sabethes cyaneus
Lineage: Eukaryota; Metazoa; Arthropoda; Insecta; Diptera; Culicidae
Exons: 6
Coding region: 721-2433 (570 amino acids)
Molecular function (GO): G protein-coupled receptor activity
Source: RefSeq, a predicted model, not a curated record
UACAGUAACAAAGUGGAGCUUCCUCUGAGCGGAAUAUUAUUGGCGGUGACACGGCGGUGGCGGCAAUCACAUCUUUGUUAGUCGGGUUUCGAUCUUCAGAGUGGUUCAUGAAUAUUCAGAUUCGCGCUACAGAAAUUGUCAACACGACGACGACGGACGUGCGGAACGCAUGCAUUGCACAGUCCGUUGCAUUUAGUCAGUGGCAGACUACGAAACUGCAUGCAUUACAUAAGUGAACAAAAGUGUAAUUGUAGCUCAGUGACCAGCAGCAAUUAAACAACAACAACAACAACAACGACAACCGAAAAGUGCCUUGUUCUGUGCCUAAAACUGCGUCGGUUUGUCAAUGUACAACAGUUCGGAGUUAAAUGAUGUAUCUGGCGUUGCGCAGUGACGACUAUAUAAUUGACAAUGCUGAAAAUAAGCCGGGUUGUGAGGUCAAAUAGUGUACCGUAGCAAUUUCACGGCGAUUGCAGACAGCAGCCUAGGCGCACCGGUCAACCCAACCGGCUUAACAUUAAUUUAUCGAUGAAAACGGGGCGGUUAUAGGUGGAACAAUAAGUGUGUUUGUGACUUAAUUGCACGGAAUCGGGCCCGCUUGUUGACAAUCGAACAUUGGCAGUCGGGCAGCAGUCGGCUAUCGCCGGGGCAGUAGUGAGGGCGUGCUACGCCUCAAGUGGAGUGGUCAUCCGUCGGUCGGUUGUUGGUAGUGAUUUAAAAAUGCGUUCACGUGUUUGGAUCAACUGGUUGUUGCUGCUGGUGAAAUUUGCAGCUGUGCUUGCAUCGGCUAACGGUGAUUCCCAAAAUGGUACGGUUGUUGGUGGUGAGGUAGAGAAUAGCAUAGAAUCACCCAAACAAGUUGUGCCGCCUAGCUUAAACGAGACGACGUCAGCGACGUCAGAAGCGAUUGCGACGGAGGCGCCAUUGACGACCACCAGCAGUGGUGCGGAGCAACCGAUGCUAAAAGUUACCGCUGGAACUACGUCAACGAUUCCAGUGACAACAACGACAGCGUCGAUUACUACGACCACCACCGUCGGUGUAACCGGUGGGAAUUCAGACCCUUCAAUGGGUUUGGACGGCGUCGCAGCAGGUGACAAUAAAACGCCAAACUGCUCCCAUUUCCCGCUCUCGCCCCAACAACCGGUCUACGACAAAAAUUCCCAUAUCAAGAAAUGCUGCCCGUUUGGGGAGAUUUUUGCACCCCUCGGAAGCGGUCACUUCCGGUGCGUUCCCGGCGAGCGAAAGCUGGACGUAGAAACAAUCUACGCGGUUUUCUACGGUGACUCCGAGUGCAUCGAGGAUAAAGAAAACGAACUGCACUUCAACUACGAACCGAACGAUUCCUGUCUGGGGAACAACCUGACCUUUCAGUACAGUAAGGAGCAGGGCGAUGAAUUGUUCGUAAUACAAAAUGGGUCGCUGCUGGUGCUUGAGCCGGGCGGAUUUAUGUCGGUAUUCGAUUGGUACUGUCUGGAGGUCGAUACCGGAUCGAGACUGCUGGCCAAGGCUUGCGACGAAGUACCACCGAUAGUUCUGAGAUCGACGGCAGCUUUGAUUUACGCUGGGAUGGUAGUGGCAACGGCUACGUUACUCUUCACCUGUUUGGUCCAUGCCCUGGUUCCCAGGUUGAACGACACCUUCGGUUAUCUGCUGGCCGGACAUUCCGCCAGCUUCCUGUUGGGUCUCAUUAUGAUGACUUUGGCAGUUUGUGGCGAUCGUUGCAUUGAUGGAAAUGAUGUCGUUCCACUACAAAUAUUCGCCCAAAUAUUUCUGGUAUCCGCAGUCUUCAUAUUUUUGCUCAUGAACGUGCACAACUAUGCCUACGGUGCAUACUAUCUUCCCAAUGGACUGGAGUUCGAUACCAGCAACAAACGAGACAUGUUUAUCUCGUUAGGCGUGCUUUAUUUAAUAACAAUCAUACCUCUAUUCCUGCCGUGGAAACACUCUCUAAUAUUUCAUCUGGUCUUGUAUAUUUAUUACCUGGCAACAGCAGUGGUGCUGUAUUUAAGUCACCGGGCGAUUCGAACGCUGGCGAACAGCAAAUUCGUUCGGUUCACCGCUUCACAGAACCAUCCUGAGUUGACGUACAUGGAAGCCGUCAAUGCUCAACCUCGGAUAAACGGGGAUCGACUGAAGGAUGUGCGAUCGUUAAACCGCCUCUGCACGAUCGAAGCAAUUUUUUCGCUAGUCUGCUGGAUCUGCUUCAGUUCACUCCAGCGCAAUAUCGACAGCCAGCAUGACAUCUUUCGCAUCGGAGCUGCCUAUGCGGUGAUCUUCCAGGGGCUGCUGAUCGGUGUGCUGUUCGUGGGUGGCCGCAAAAAGUGGACCAUCAUUCGCGAAUGUUGGAACUAUUCCGGGUCGAUCGAUUUGCGUGCUCUCGAGAUGGAACGGGAGAUGCUGACGCUGGACCGAAAGGCACCGCCGCUGUGAUAAACCAAGGACUGCUUCUGUUUCAGGACUUGUAGGUCAUCGAAUGACUGCAUGUUGUUGCGUUAAGGAUUUAGUUCGCAGUUCUUAUACCGGUACUAAACGUAAGAAAUGUGAUGAGUUAAGCGAUUACAAUUUUAUGUUAAUUUAAAUUUAAAUAACAUGAUCCAUCCAGCGCAAAUGUCAAGAAAAAAACUUUGAAUGCAAAGCAAUUAUAAACCAAAAUGUUAAGAUAAGCUGCUAGGAUUACAGAAAAAUGUUGAAUAUUCUUAAGUAAGUACUAACUUAAGCGACUGAACCAAUGCCAAUAACAAAGUAACAUAAUCAUUUUAGACCCAAUCUUUCGUUCAAUGACUUUUCAAACGUAUUGCAUUUACUUGCUGGUAUCUAUUUAGUCAAAAAUCAGUAUCAAAAUCUGCAGAAUAAUCGUUUCUC